AUGCAGUCUAAAAGUUGUACUGCAUUAUAGUUCUCUAAAGCUAUUAAAGGGUCUAUAAUCACUGAGUUUUGUUGCCGUGGGUAUGAUCUCAUAAAGGAAGAAACCGAACACCACAGGACAGCGAACAGCCGCCAAGAGAAGAUCCGCCCCCUGCAUCCACCGCACUCCGCGACAAAAACAACCAGAUGCGCGGCGCGUUGUGUCUGCAGGUUUGAGGGUUUAAGACUGUUUUGGCAGAGAUCACUUACAUUUUGCGUAGUGUCUUCUUCGUCACACCGCAAAGUUAAAUGUAAGUAGAAUAAACGUGACUUGAGUCAAGGAGGAAAUGGAAAAUGUCUUUAAACUUUCGAAACUAAAUGGUUGACCUAACAUUUUCAUUUCGGAUGGGGGACAAUGGGAGUUUAUCGAGGGCACAGUGCUCUGUGCUCUUCUGGACUUUCCUUCAGGCGGACUCCGGAGACUGUCCACCAGAAUACCGCAAAGAGCUGCUGUCUCUGAGAGCCAAAGGCUUCAAAGGCACUGGAGCUUCACUGCCCGUCUUGCACUGUGGCGAUGUGGACUCUGAUGGAGAUCUGGAGACCGACGGUCACUUGUCCAGUAACCUCAGAAUCGCCUUUGAGGGCAUGGAAGCCUCUCUAGAUGAAAAUGGCCCUGCAGAGAACAUUCAGCAGGUUGCAGCAGAAAUACGUGAAAUAGCUGCAAACCUUGAACUUAAUGUUGUUGCUCAUGCCACUGGGAACCUCACCAGAAACCUACUGGGAUCCUCUAUCGAUCACUGGAAAGACCAUCUUCACCGGGAAGUCCAGCACAUACUAGCACAUGGAGUGGGGCUGGACAAUCUACAACAAGAGCGUGUGGUAGCAGCUCUCACUUUCACCCUGGUAAAGGGAGUGUGUCUACAGGCUCCUUGGCUGCUAAGGGGUUUAUUUCACACAACACUGCAGUACUUGUCUUCUACAGGAGGCAAGUGACAUUCUACAGAGGAAGGAACUGAAGUGUGGUUUAAAAAAGAACACUUGCUCAGCUUGAGCAGUCAUUAGUGAAUGUCAGUGAUUAGUGACAGGUUUGCCUGUAGUAUUAUUUUGACUGAACUGAUGAAGUGUGGUUUAAAAAAGAAAGCUCAGCCUGAGCAGUUAUUGGUGAAUAUCAGUCAUAUGAUUUUGAGUGACCAUAAACCUAAAAUACUUGAUUUUCAUUUUUUACUUGAAUGUUAUAUUUUGCAUUUGAUUUAAGUGUUAUUCUGAUAAACGUUUGUAAGUCUCAAACAAUGGUUUGUCUUCUAUUAAAUGUAAUUAUGUUAAAUUAGCUGACCGUAACAAGACAUUCUAAGAGUUUAUUUUUUUACUGAAGUGCUGCAAUGUACGGAAUACAAAGUAUGUUUUCAUCUUCUUUACACCCAUUCACUCUUCAAACACAACAUUGACAGGACAGAUGCAUUUUACACAAUGUUGUUCAAUUACAUUUAGUGUACUAUUGCAUAGUAACGUGUUUGUCUCUUGUAUAUGACAUGUUUUAAAUAACUUGCAUAUGAAUAAAGCCAUCUACUGUAGCAAUGUACAGUAUUAAAGGCAUGAAAAAACAGGAA
Boleophthalmus pectinirostris (great blue-spotted mudskipper) is the source of this 1585-nucleotide messenger RNA. RefSeq names its product BH3 interacting domain death agonist (gene bida). The record is from RefSeq and is a predicted model, not a curated record. The transcript has 4 exons. Gene Ontology annotation, biological process: positive regulation of release of cytochrome c from mitochondria; positive regulation of intrinsic apoptotic signaling pathway; apoptotic mitochondrial changes. Gene Ontology annotation, cellular component: mitochondrion; cytosol; cytoplasm. Lineage: Eukaryota; Metazoa; Chordata; Actinopteri; Gobiiformes; Gobiidae. Bases 357 to 971 code for a protein of 204 amino acids.